AUGCAAACUGUAAUGCACAUUAGCGGAUGUGCAUAUCUUUACCAAAAGUCAGAUGUGGCGGAUAUCCAAGCGCUCAACGAACGGCUCCCUGAUAAUUUGAAAAACGAACGACUUCUUGGGGUAUGCCUUCAUAAAAACUUUGGUGGAUACUUUUCCGCUCGAACCGUUGUGCUGACUGAUACUCAAAUAGACGAAAAUGAAUGGCGGAUUAUUGAACCUGUGUCUUUAUUAAAAAAUCAAGAGGAAAUCAUUGACCUUUUGGUGGAAAUGAACACAAAUUGGGCGGAAGGAAAAUGGAGAGACUUUGGAGAACCCUCAAUUAAAUAUUCAGAAACUGCGAAACGAUACUUCGAUGCGGCACCAAAAGAUAGACAGAAGGUUAUUGAAGAAUUACGAAAGAAUUCCCGAUAA
Oikopleura dioica is the source of this 411-nucleotide messenger RNA. The record is from the annotation of a GenBank genome assembly. Lineage: Eukaryota; Metazoa; Chordata; Appendicularia; Copelata; Oikopleuridae.